CACUUAUCCUAUAUAGGGAAGGUCCAUCGGGCCCAAGCCUUGCCGGAUGGUAGGAGCGACCUAUAAAUUGACCCGUUCCUCACAUCCUGCAGGGGCGCCUGAAUGGAAACUGGGCAAUCCGAAGCGAUGGGUUUGCUACCUAUGGAUGCGGGUUCCUUUGACGGGCGUGGUUUCCCAAUCCUGGCCCCGAACAGGAUGGGUUCUUGCCUUGAAAAUGGUUCUCAUUUUGUACGGACUAGCUCCUUCCCAUCCUUCCAGUAUUUGGCCCUAUUUUGGUAUGGCCUUUGCCCUAGCUAGUUUCUAGUGUCAUGGGGUUUGUGGAUAAGUAACUUUACUAUGUUCGAAUAAGUCUAUGGAGUGGGACUUAGCCUUGUGGACACACUGCCCACCAGUAAACCCUGCCUGAAGGACAGUUUUGGGGGAGAAAGAUAGAGAAACAGUACAUUGGCUGCACGCACGUUUAUAGCAAAGCUUAUCAAGUAUAUGCAAC
Molecule: messenger RNA, 490 nt
Organism: Aspergillus campestris IBT 28561
Lineage: Eukaryota; Fungi; Ascomycota; Eurotiomycetes; Eurotiales; Aspergillaceae
Exons: 1
Coding region: 47-304 (85 amino acids)
Source: RefSeq, a predicted model, not a curated record